UUAAUGGCAGGCCUGGACUGGUCUUGUAUGUGUGAGUAACUUGGCAUUUUUGUACGUUGAAAACGUGUUUUUUAUGAGAUAUAUAAAACUCCGCCCAUCGAACAUUCAGUUCAGCCAGUAAGUGAGGAAAUGCGGUCCAAAAGAGAAACUGAAACUUAACGGUCCUUUCAAUAACGGAGGAGAAAGAAUCCCCAGGAAAAAAGGAAUUAAAUUAAAUGUAAAACGGAGUAAACAGUCUGUUGUGGAGUGGAACUGAGGGUUUGGGUAGAGAGGACAGGGUCACGUGUACCCAGCUGUCUGUCUAUGAAGAGUGAUCAUUCAAUGGAUCCUCCAAUCAACUUCAGAGGACAGUUCACAGGUGAUCAAAGGGUUCGGGAAGAGAGGACAGGGUCACCUGUACCCAGCUGUCUGUCUAUGAAGAGUGAUCAUUCAAUGGAUCCUCCAAUCAACUUCAGAGGACAGUUCACAGAUGAUCAAAGGAUCCACUGCUCACAGGUGUCCAACCAUAUUGUAGAGAGGAGUUCAGAGAAACUGUUCUCAAAACAGCUGACCAGCAGCCCUGUGAAGCAGAAGGAUCUCACUGACUCACUGGAGAGAGAUGAGCAGCACAAUAAAUCCAUAGAAAGAGCCCAGCAGGCACUGAAAACUGCUCUGAAGAAGAAGUUUGAACACACAUUUGAAGGUUUAGCAAAGCAGGCCAACCCAACCCUCCUCAAUGAGAUCUAUACAGAGCUCUACAUCACAGAGGGGGGAAGUGGGGGGGUCAAUGAUGAACACGAGGUCAGACAGAUUGAGAUAGCAUCCAAGAGACAAACCACACAGGAGACUGCAAUCCUCUGCAAUGACAUCUUUAAGCCUUUACCUGGACAAGAGAAACCCAUCAGAACUGUGCUUACAAAGGGCAUCGCUGGCAUUGGGAAAACCGUCUCUGUGCAGAAGUUCAUUCUGGACUGGGCAAAUGGAAAAGCCAAUCAGGACAUUGAUUUCAUCUUCACUCUUCCUUUCCGAGAUCUGAAUCUGAAAAAGGAGAGAGAAUUUAGUCUCAUGAAACUGCUGCAGCAAUACUUUCCGCAACUGAAAGAGAUCAAAAGUUUUGAAGAUGAAGUCAAAAUUGUGUUCAUCUUUGAUGGUCUGGAUGAGUGUCGACUUCCUCUAGAUUUCCAAAGCAAUAAGAUCUGCCGUGAUAUAACAGAGUCAUCAUCAGUGGAUGUGCUGCUGACCAACCUCAUUCUGGGGAAUCUGCUUCCCUCUGCUCUCCUCUGGAUCACCUCCCGACCAGCAGCAGCCAAUCAGGUCCCUCCUGAGUGCGUCCACCAGGUGACAGAGGUACAAGGGUUCAAGGAUCCACAGAAGGAGGAAUACUUUAGGAAGAGAAUCAGAGAUGAGAUAAAGGCCAGCAGAAUUAUCUCACACGUAAAGUCAUCCAGGAGUCUGCACAUCAUGUGUCACAUACCAGUCUUCUGCUGGAUUUCUGCCACUGUGCUGGAGACAAUGUUGGGUAAAGUAGGCAAUAGAAAAAUGCCUAAAACUCUGACUGAAAUGUACACACACUUCCUGCUCAUUCAGACUAAUGUGAAGAAUGAGAAGUAUCCUGGCACCAAUGAGACAACCUCAAAGAAAAUGUCAGCAUCAAAUACAGAAAUCAUCCUGAAACUGGGGCAGCUGGCUUUACUACAGCUGGAAAGGGGCAAUCUGAUAUUCUAUGAAGAGGACCUGAGAGAGAGUGGCAUUGAUGUCAGUGAAGCUUCAGUGUACUCUGGGGUGUGCACAGAGAUCUUUAAAGAGGAGUGUGGGUUGGGUGAGGAGAAGGUCUACUGCUUUGUGCAUCUGAGCAUUCAGGAGUAUCUGGCUGCCUUGUUUGUGUUUCAUUCAUGUGUGAAUGAGAACAGAAAUGUACUCAGAGCAGAACAAUCAAAACCUUGCAGUGACGGAGUGCAGCUGUCUGAGUUACACAGGACUGCAGUGGAUCAGGCCUUAGAGAGUAAGAAUGGACACCUGGACCUUUUCCUCAGAUUCCUUCUAGGCCUCUCUCUGGACUCCAUUCAGACUCUAUUAGGAGGAAUACUGACAAAGACAGGAAGCAGAUCACCUAAAACAGUCCAGUACAUUAAGAAGAAGAUCAAAGAAGAAUCUUCAGCAGAAAGGACCAUCAAUCUGUUCCACUGUCUCAAUGAACUGAAUAAAAACGCUCCAGUGGAAGAAAUAAAGAAGUUCCAGAGAUCAGGAAAACUCUCUAAUGAAAAGCUGGAACCACACCAAUGUUCAGCCCUGGCCUUUAUGUUACUGAUGUCAGAGGAGAUCCUAGAUGAGUUUGACUUGAAGACCUACAACACAUCAGCAGCAGGUUAUGAGAGACUGCUACCAGUAGUCGGGAACUGCAGGAAGGCCAUACUGAACUACUGUGACCUCACAGAGAAGUCCUGUGAAAUUGUGGCCUCAGCUCUUCAGUCAUCAAACUCACCCCUGAGAGAUCUGGACCUCAGCAACAAUAACCUGGGAGAUACAGGAGUGAAGCUGCUCUGUGCUGGGCUGAUGAGUCCAAACUGUAAACUACAGACACUGGGGCUGGGUUGGUGUAAUAUCACAGAUGGCUGCUGUGAUGUUCUGGCCUCAGUCCUGCGCUCUCCUCACUCAGAGCUGAGAGAUCUGGAGCUCAGAGACAAUGACUUGCAGGAUUCAGGAGUGAGAGCGCUCUCUGCUGGACUGGAGGACCCACACUGUAAAGUGCAGAGACUGGGGCUGUCAGGCUGUAGAGUCACACAGAGAGGCUGUGAUUCUCUGGCUUCAGCUCUGUGUUCAAACCCCUCACACCUGAGAGAGCUGGACCUGAGAUACAAUCACCCAGGAGACUCAGGAGUGAGAGCGCUAGCGCUCUCUGCUAGACUGGAGGACCCACACUGUAAACUGCAGAGACUGGGUGUGGACCAUGGAGGAGAGAACAGGACCAAACCAGGACCCAGGAAAUACGGCUGUCAGUUCACACUGGAUCCAAACACAGCGCACAGACAGCUGUCUCUGUCUGAGGGGAACAGGAGGGUGACACACACACUGGGGAGAGAGGAGCAGCCAUAUCCUGAUCAUCCAGAGAGAUUUGACUACUGGUGCCAGGUUGUGUGCAGAGAGAGUGUGUGUGAGCGCUGUUACUGGGAGGCUGAGUUCAGUGUGUCUGAGAGGGGGGGAGGGGUUUAUAUAGCAGUGAUAGAUAAAGGAAUCAGCAGGAAAGGACAGGAUUAUGACUGUAUGUUUGGAGAGAAUAAAAACUCCUGGUGUCUGGGCUGCUUUAAGUUCGGUCCCUCUGGUAAACUCAGAUACUCUGUCUGGCACAAUGAGAACCGAACAGACAUACCUGCCCCCCCCUCCCCCUACCGCAGAGCAGGAGUGUGUGAUGAUGAUGAUGAUGAUGGUAGAGGAGUGUGUGUGUACAGGGUAGGAGUGUGUGUAGACCGUCCGGCCGGCACUCUGUCCUUCUACAGCGUGGUGCUCCUUAUGGAACUCACUCUCCCAUGGGGGGAGGGGGCAGAAGCAGCCUAUGAGCGGAAACGCCUGAAGUACUCCGACCUGGCAGCGGAGUGUGAGAGUAUGCAGCAGCUGACCACCCGCCUCCCGGCUCCCGCUCCCGAAGCCCCGAGGGCUCCUCCCGACCCGGUCCAGCUCUACACCCACGCAGCCCUCCUGCCCAGGGAGCCGCACAUUCCUGCUCCGGAGCGCUACGCUGGAGACUUGGGGAAGUGCAAGACGUUUCUAAUGCAGCGUUCGCUCGACCUUCAACCAGAUGGAACGACACUGCGCUCCAGGGGGUCUUCAGAGACGGGUUUGUCCGAGGCUUUGAAGGAUGAACUGGCUGCAGGAGACGAUCCCGACAACCUCGGCGCCCUGAUCGCGCUGCUGGCCAUCAAGCUGGACAACCGCCUCCCGAAGAGCCAGUGCAGCUCGGAAGAGCCCACCUCACGCAAACGGAGCGUAUGCGGCGAAUCAGGACGGGACUUCGCAUCUACUGUGGCACAGCCGGUCACGUAUUAUCCUCCUGUCCUAUUCGGAGUGCACUCGGGACAGCCCUGA
Anguilla anguilla (European eel) is the source of this 4059-nucleotide messenger RNA. Its product is annotated as NLR family CARD domain-containing protein 3-like. Bases 304 to 4059 code for a protein of 1251 amino acids. Gene Ontology annotation, molecular function: protein binding. The transcript has 18 exons. NCBI's taxonomy places the organism in Eukaryota, Metazoa, Chordata, Actinopteri, Anguilliformes, Anguillidae. The record is from RefSeq and is a predicted model, not a curated record.